Molecule: messenger RNA, 610 nt
Organism: Drosophila elegans
Lineage: Eukaryota; Metazoa; Arthropoda; Insecta; Diptera; Drosophilidae
Product: methylated-DNA--protein-cysteine methyltransferase, inducible
Exons: 1
Coding region: 1-579 (192 amino acids)
Biological process (GO): DNA repair
Molecular function (GO): methylated-DNA-[protein]-cysteine S-methyltransferase activity
Source: RefSeq, a predicted model, not a curated record
AUGUGGUGUCCUCUUAAUCAGCAGAUCCGAUUGUUUCAAAUCGAGAAUCCUCCAGAAGCCAUUCACUAUAACUUCCUGGAGACCAAAUACGGCCUGAUAAUGAUGGGCGUCAUUAAUCCAUUCAGCGUGGAUUCAAAAGACCAAGUCGCACUUUGUUCGCUUCACUUUGUGGAUAAGCAUGUCGUCAGGACUUAUGAUGAAGUGCGGAAACGGUGGCCAGGUUCUCCGCUGGAAAAGAACGACCCUUCCGUCCAGUUGAUGGCGGAUAAACUUUUUGGAGGCGACAAGGAGAACUCGGAGGUGAUUCCAAUCGUCACCAGGGGCACCAAAUUCCAGCAGACCGUAUGGUCAGCUCUUUUGGAUGUGAAAAGUGGCGAAACAUGCACCUAUAAGCAACUGGCCGAGCGCAUUGGACGUCCUACAGCCGUUAGAGCAGUGGCCAAUGCCGUGGCCAAAAACGACAUUGCCUUCCUCAUUCCGUGCCACCGGAUUGUGUCCCAAAAUGGAGCAUCUAAGUACCACUGGGGUUCAGCCCUCAAGCAGCAGCUCCUCGACGCCGAAAAGAACUCGAACUAUUAAAAAGUGUUACUUGUAUCUUUAUUGAAACUCA